CAUCCAGAACAAAAAUGUUUUUGUUCCGGCGAAGUGCAAGAAAUUUUUACGCGAUGUGUUUAAAACUUUUAAAGAUAUUUUAAAAGCAUUAUCUCGUUGAUCUGUGUGUUGUGAUUCUUUCCUUGGAUAGGUCUCUACUGCAGUAACGGAAAUGUUGAGAUGUGUGAGCUAAAUACUUUCUUCGUGUGGUCGAUUCAAUAUUAAAGAAAGACAAUUCUUUGUAAAACGCAAGACGAUCGAGCUCCAAAUAAAUUCAAAUUUGACGCAACUUUGCUUUAAAAUGUUUGUCUUUGCAAAGAAUUGCCUAUCACCUAAAAACUUUGGCCUCCCGUCGUUCCUUUGUGCAGUGUUCCAGCUCUUUGUAUUGACUCUGGUUGCGAUAGGUCACUUGUUGAGAUACAAUGAAACUGGACCAUUUUCUCCCUUUACCAGCGAUAGUGGCCUAAUAACAAACACGAGAGAAGAUCGUGAGUCCUGCUUCCAACUUAAUAAAAAGGUCCGCGAUUCUUCAUUUCCAUCACUCGUCUUCUCUUUCCUUAGCGUCUCUUUUCCUCUUGGCAUCGCUGUCAUCUAUUCUGUAACUGUUAGUGGUCGUGUCAAUGAAAUAGAAGUUAAUCUAAAAGUUCAUAGAAAUAAGCAGAAUAAGACAACCGUUCAUGUUUUGUAUUUUUACCUCAUUCAUCUUGUUCAGCGAUCAUUUCUUGGAAUUUUAUUCACAGUAAUACAGUACGCUUACAUCCAUCCGAAAGAUUUUUCCUUCUGCUGUCAAUGUGUAACAGAUAAAGCAGCAAAUAGUAACACCAAAUCUGCAUUUAUCAGUAGCAUUUUCAAUAGAACAUGUAUGACUUAUAUAAACCCGAUGGAGUCUGUAGCAAAUCGAUAUGACGUAAACUUGUCAUUUAUCAACAUUAUUAUUGCUUUUGUUUUGAUUGGCGAAUUUGCUUACCUCUGGUGUCGAUUGAACAUGCCUCUUAACACUACUAAAUGGGUGGUCUGGGAUGACGAAAUAACCUUUGUCACAACUUAUUUUCUUCGAAAGGAAGACAUUGAAAUCCUAGUUAUUUACAAACAAAAAAUUUUGUCUCGAUCUUGUCCAGCUAAUGUUAACUACAUUCAAGAAAAGCAGUCUGGUAUUGACAACAUGGUUGUUGACUUUGUUAUACAUACCGAACCCUGUCCACGCAAGUUUGUUGAAGAUAGGCACGAAAUGUACGAUGUUCAUAUGAAAAUUUCCGAAGAGUUGAUUCGUCUGGACACUACCAAAGAUCUUUUUCUCCCAAACAAAGACACAAAAGAUAAAUAUCCUAGCAGAAUUUUAGCUAUUGGAAGAUCAGGUAUUGGAAAAACUGUUCUGGCUGAAAAAGUUCUACAUGAUUGGGCUGCUGGUGUAGAUGAUAUUUAUACUGAUAAAUUCGUCUUUCUUUUCAAACUUCGAUGGUUUCGCAGCAAAGAUGACAAGUGGAAAAAACUUUCUUUAAUGAAAUUUCUUCGAGUGGGAACGCUUUUGACGGACGCAGAAUUCAUGCUUGUUUACGAGAACAUUUGUUGCCAUAAAUUGAAACCAAUUUUAGUUUUUGAUGGUUUGCACGAGGUUGACGACAAACUUGAUAAGUUUGUUGAGGAAUCUUCUAUGCUGCCAAACGAUUCCAACGCAUCGAUAUCAGCUUUAUGCUGGUUUGUCAAACUUGUUGCUGGAGAAGCUGUGAUGCAAUCCGGAGAGCCGUUCGUUUCAACCGUGCUAGUAACAAGCAGACCAACAGUGAAAAGCUUUCAUAAGAAGUUUUCUUUUGACCGAAACAUUGAAGUAAUUGGCUUAACACUCCAGAAAAUGGAGAAUUGCGUAAUUAGAUUUUGCCAGGGCAAAAACAAGCCAAACAAAAAGAAAGUAAUUUGGAACACCAUCAGCUCUUCUUCUGAACUGUCAAGUUUGUGUUACAUUCCUGUGAACUGUCAUAUUGUUUGUGUGACUCUUUCUGGCUGCAUCACAGACUCCAAACAAGCUAAUCCUGAUCUACCAAAUACUUUAGCUCAAUUAUACCAAAAGAGUUUGUAUUAUUUUGAAAAUCAUGAGCGGGAUGUGAAUGUUAGUCCUAUGACUAACGAAGAACUUACAAAGUUGCAAAAAUUGGCUUUUCAUCUUAUGGAAGACAAAAAACUCAUAAUAGACGAAUCUGAUCUUGAUGAAACCUUAAACAGGUCUCAUUUUUUGAAUAGAUUCCUGAAUCCUCAUUUGUCCUUCAAAGCACAAUUUUCCUUUGUUCACGGGACAAUUCAGGAGUUCCUUGCCGCAAAACACGUGACGGAGACUUUCGUUUUCGAUGAAAUAAAAGAAUUUAUUUCAAAGCGCGUUCGUAUGUGCCGUUGGCAUCUCGUUAUAAAGUUCAUUUUCGGACUUCUAGGAAUAAAAUAUGAGAUGAUGAAUUAUUCCAAGAAAUGUAUUUAUUCGUUAGUCACGAAUUGGCUUCAUCUCAAUGGUGAUGAUAAACAAAUUCUGCAACUCACUUACAACAAUGUCUUCGCUUUGAGCUGUUUGAAAGAAGUUGGCAGUGUUGAAAUUAUCAAAGAAAUUUGUGAAAACACGGAUUUGGAUGGUGUUCAAGAAAUGAUAUCAGGAUAUGAAAAUCUAACUGAAAGUGACUGGGUAGCAAUAGCAUUCGUCUGCAGGUACAUGAAGAAUUUGACAAGACUUUGUCUACGCCAUACGACAACGAAUUCCUUUUUGCUAUUUCGAGUAAAGUCCUUUGUUGAAUUACACAUUUUUCAAAAUACAUUCAGCGAUGAAAAAUUAGAAUUAGACCAGGUGUUUGAAGUUUUAAAUGAGCCACAUUACCCGACACUUCCAAGCUAUGAUUACGCAAGAUUAACGUUUUGGAGCUGUAUGGUUUCAAUGUUCAAGGGCCAACACUACACAUGGAAGCUUUUUUUCAAAACAGAAAAGCAAACAACUUGAAGAAACUUAGUCUUUCGUUGAUUACAGGAAAUGUGUCUCACGUAUGUGUUGCAAUUGAAAAAGGAUGUUGUGAAGAACUUACGGAGAUAAAGAUCACUUUUUCACACCUUUCUGAAGGACCAGCUUAUUUUUCUGAAAAUGUUUUACGAAGCAAUCGUGAACUGAAGUCAUUGGUUCUGUCCAGUUGCUCGUUGUCAUUGAAAUGUACGACUCAACUUUGCGAUACCUUGCGUGAUAAACAUUGCAAUUUAGUUAGUUUGGUGCUUAAUGAAAUUUCCUUGGUCGGUGAGUCUGCUGGAUUGUUAUUUGAGGCCAUUGCUAGUGAAGAUUGUAAAUUGAAAGUGUUAAAUCUUGAUGGUUGUUCUUUAACUCACGAAUGCAUUCCAAGGUUACGCGAUGCAUUGAUGAAUGAACACUGUAAUUUGAGACAGCUGUCGUUAUCAGAGAAUGCUUUAGGUAAUGAAGGUGCUAUUUUGUUGUUUGAAGCUCUUGUGUGUGAAAACUGUAAGCUCAAAGUGUUAAAACUUGAUUAUUGUUCAAUAACUCAAAAAUGCAUUCCAAGGUUUUGCACUUCAUUGUCUAACGAACAUUGUCCAUUGCGUGAGCUAACAUUGUCUAAAGGUGAGAUAGGCGAUGAAGGGGCUGGUUUGCUGUCUUACGCCCUUAAAGGUAAACAUUGUAAGUUGUUUCUUUGAUGAUCCACGUGGACACACUCUGUGCAAAAUUUGCUGAGGUUUUAUCAAGUAAAGACGUAAAAACGAGUCAAUGAUGAACGAAGUUUCAUCUUUAAAGGAAAAAUAUAUUUUUCACAUUAGAAUGGAUAUUCUUGUAAACAUAGAACACACUUUAAGUGGAAGUAGCUAUUAAUUUAUUGCAUAAAACUUAUGUAUGUUAGCAUCUGUCUUUUGCAUGCUUUGUCAACGCUUAACAUCUCACAUGGCAAAUAAUGAACAGUUGAAGUUGAUUCUCUUUUAUUAAUAAAACAUUGUUGAAUAUAGGUGAUGUAACUAGCCAAUAACAAUUCACAAUAAUUAACCACGUUUUGCAAUAAAAGUAUCACGAAGAAUCA
This is a messenger RNA of Xenia sp. Carnegie-2017, 4019 nucleotides long. Its product is annotated as NACHT, LRR and PYD domains-containing protein 12-like. NCBI's taxonomy places the organism in Eukaryota, Metazoa, Cnidaria, Anthozoa, Malacalcyonacea, Xeniidae. The coding region runs from base 281 to 2950 and encodes 889 amino acids. The record is from RefSeq and is a predicted model, not a curated record. The transcript is spliced from 2 exons.